AUGAGCUAUUGGUAUAGACCAAAUGCAUUAAAAAGAAAAUGGGGAAGUUAUGGAAGUAUUCAUAACGACCAAUAUUAUGAUAAUUAUAAUGAUUACUCAUUUAACAAUGGAAUGAAUAAUAACUAUGAUCCAGAUAAUGGAGAAGAUGAAUAUUUUGAAGAAGAAGAUGUAGAUUUACAUCCAGACAGCUAUCAAUCUAGUACUUAUUUUGAUCCAGACAAUGAACCAGACAGAGUAAAUAAACCAGACAUAAUAGAUGAAGAAUUUAACAAAACAGAAGAUUCAGCAUUUGAUGAUCCAGAUUAUGAAGAAUAUACUAAAGAAAUACAUAUCGAUGAAGAACACAUUGAAGAAAACAAAGAACAAGAAACCGAAGAAGAAGAAAAUGAAUUACCUCUACAAACAAUAGUUGAUCCAGAAAAUCCAAAUAAUAUUUAUACAUAUGAUAAUAAUACUAUAGAAUUAUUAAAAGAUAUGAAAAUAAAUAUUAACAAUAAAAAGGAAAUAAUAAAAGCGUUACAAGAUAUACAAGAUGACAUUAGACAAAACAAUUAUGAGAAUUUAAAAAAUGCAAUAAAAGAAGAAGGAGUAGAUAAUACAAUCCCUGUAAUAGAAGAAAGAGGAGAUGAUAUAAUAGUACAGAAUAUAGAUUAUGAUGAAAUAAAAGAUAAACAAAUGGAAGAAAUAGAAAUACACAAAGAUGAAAAAGAACCAGAUAGAAAUAUUAUACCACCUAGACCACCAAGAGAGAAUAGAAAUACUAUUAAAGAAUGGAUAGAUAAAAAUAGAGAUAAUUCCAAAAGAAAACAUCAUUUAGAAGAUACUAAUGAAUAUCAAGAAAAGAGAGAUUUUGAACGAGGAAUAAAAAUAGAAGAAUUACAACAGUUCUUACCAUUAGAAGAGAAACAAGAAAGAGAAGAAGCAAUAAAUGAAACAAAAAUAGAAAUUCCACAAAAUGAAGCAUUGAACGAAAAAGAAGAAGUUCAAAAUAAUGAAAUAAUGAAUAAUUCAUUACCAAAUGAAAAAAUAGAAGAGAAAAGAGAAGAAAAAGAAGAAAAAAGAAUCAAAAAACCAGUUAUUGUCAAAAAAGAACGAAAACUCAAAGAAGUUAAGAAGUUUGAUUCUAAAUUUAAUUAUAAAGAACUCUUCACUGACGUUAAAAACAGAAAACGUGAAGUUGAUGAAUUAGAAAAAAGAUAUAGAUUACUUACUAAAGAUAUAUUACACAAUUAUAAACCAACACAAAAGAAAGAAGAAAAUGAUUCCAAAAAUAUUCUACCAGAACAAAUUAAACCAAUAAUAGAACAAGAAGAAGAAGAUUUAAGAGUUGAAGACAUUCCAAAAGAGUUAACAAUACAAGAUCAACAAAAAUAUUGGAAUAACUUUAAACAUAAUGACGAAAACGUUGAUGUAAAUGAAGAUGAAGAAGAAAUAGAAGAAGAUAUAGAAGAAGUAGAAGAACCAGAAAUAGAAUAUGAGUACGAGUAUGAGUUCUAG
Molecule: messenger RNA, 1497 nt
Organism: Entamoeba histolytica HM-1:IMSS
Lineage: Eukaryota; Evosea; Mastigamoebida; Endamoebidae
Exons: 1
Coding region: 1-1497 (498 amino acids)
Source: RefSeq, a predicted model, not a curated record